AUGUGCACGCUGUAGCCCGGAAGUGCGUUCACAAUUUUGUUCCGGUGCAUUACAGCGUCUGACGGAAUGGAGCACAAACACAAAUCCAUUAUGUUCGAAAACGGCCCAGUAGCACAAACGAAACAGAUAUGUACAUUUGCAGAAAGAGAGCAUCAGAAGUAAAAAUGGAUAAUCAAAACACGGAGGAAAGGUUCAGUCUGGACUGUAUGGAACAAAGUGGAGUCAGUAUUUCAGGGUUCUCAGAUGAGAUCUUACUGAAUAUCCUGACGCAUGUUCCCAGUCAUGACCUGGUACUCAGUGUGGGGCGAGUCUGCAGAAAACUGAAGACUUUAAGCCUGGAUAAGAGCCUCACCAACCAUGUCAGACUCUCUAAAGAAUAUCUAGCAAGUGAUGAUGCAGUUAAGCAAGUGACGAAAGAGCUGGCGAGUGAAAUUCAGACCCUCAGCAUGAGUGGCUGCUACUGGCUUUCCGGCAGUACCAUUGACCAGCUGAUCAGGUGCAAGGGCCUGGUCAAGCUGGACCUCACAGGCUGUCGACUGACGUCAGUGCGCCUGUCCAAGAUACUGUCCUCCCUCCGAGCCCUGCGCUCCCUGGCCAUCGACAUUAACACUGGUUUUGACUCCAACCAGCUAAGUACUGAGAGCAAGGCUACCCUGAGCCAGGUCAGUGAGCUCAAGCAAACCCUUUAUACCCCAUCAUAUGGGGUGGUACCCUGUUGCACCAACCUGGAGAGGCUGCUGUUGUAUUUUGAAAUCUACGAUGUUACCAGGGAAGGGGCCAGCGUUUGCUGUCAGCUGAUGGUGGGACAGAGCAGUAUCCUGCAUUAUCAGAGCCUACAGGUGUUUUACGCCAGGCUGGCCCCUGGCGACGUCAAUCAGACACUCAUGAACCUGUACCUGGCCGUCUUUAGUGUACGGGUUCCAGAGCACCUGCGUGUUUUCGUCAUAUCGGUCCCCGGGAAUAGCAGCUGGCCGGCAGCGAAAAACUUCCUGGAGGCUAUGGCAACGACCGGGGUUCUGGAGGCCCUGCAGCUGCCCAAGACAUGGGUGGACAAGUCGGCCCUCCAGCACGUUCUCAGACACAGCGUGCCGUCCCACCUCAACUUCAGCCGCUGCCCGAGCUUUGGUAACCAGGUGGUCCACAGCGUGCUGGACCGUGUGAAGGACCCCCGGCACUUGGUCAACCUGAAUCUGAGGGGCAGCUUUCAGGAGGACAUAGACUGCCACAUGGUGGAGGCGUUAGUGAGGGCCUGUCCUAACCUCAAACGCUUGAACCUCUCCGCAGCACACUACCACGGCACCCCGGGCUCCGACGAGCACCUCUGCACCGUCCUGGCCCAGCUGAAGAGGCUGCGGUCGCUGGCGCUGCCCGUGUGCGCCGCUUCGGACGGGAUAAAAAACGCAGAGCGCUCGGCGGGGGACGUUCCGGCACUUUCCAGCCCGCUCAUGCUGGGCCUGAAGAAGAGCGCCCGUGUGGGCCUGCAGACCUACAAGGCGGAGUCCGAGCCGAGGGACAGCGAGUGCAGCCGCAGCUUGAGGGCGCUGCUCCAGGGAAACCCCUUCCUGGAGGAGCUGGAGCUGACGGGGUCCAACUUCUCCUCCGCCAUGCCCCGCAACGAGCCGGCCAACCGCAAGGAGCAGGCGGCCUGCAGUUGGGCCGGCCAGAUCGGGGACUCGGAGGUGGCGGAGCUCGGGGGCCUGGCCUUCCUGCGCAGGCUGACCUUGGCGCAGCUGCCUGGGGUCCUCAAGGGAACGGGACUGCUGCAGGUGGCCAUGAAGUGCAGAGACCUGCAGGUGCUCUCUCUAGCUAACCUGGGGACACUGAAGAAUAUGACCUACAUGCCGGCCCUUAUUGAAGCACUGCCUCACUGUAAGCAGCUUAAAGACCUCAGACUGGAACAGCCAUAUUUCAACGCCAACUCGCGGUUCUUCCAAGCUCUGAGUCAGUGUCGCGCCCUGCGCCGGUUCUGUAUCGUAUCUCGCAACGGAACCUUCCAGUCAGAUGCAGUGAUGUCAUUCAUGGAGAGCUGUCUUGAUGUCAUCAUGUGCCACAUGUUCAUGGCCGGGAGCCUGGUGGUGUGCAGGGCCCUUCAGAAAGCCCUGCAGGACAGGUUUGCGUCCCAGCGGCCGGCCCUGAACGUGGUGAUCUACCCGCUCCUGCACGAAGACCUGGCCCUGGUCAUCAGAGACAUGCCCCUGCUGCACCUGGAGGAGAUCACCCUCUUCAAGAGCCGGGUGGCAGAAGACCCGCCGGGUCUGUGGUGGUAACGGACGCCCGGGGCCUUCAGAACCGCAGCCCGACCGCCCCCGUCGUUCCGCGCGCGUGACGUACGGCUGGGGCGUUCGGGGGAGGCCGGGGCGCGCCCAGCCAGGUGGAAAACCCCUGCCGCUUACGGUGUGUGGGGGAGGAGUGGGGGACCUGGGCCUAUUGGAGGGUCAGUGCUUAUCUGCGGUAUACGCUCUUCAGCAAGGGCACUUCUGCUGAAUUGCCCCAUAAAUAACCCGUCUGUGUAAGUGAGUUGUAGAAUAUGUUUAAGAUGUGGUAAUAUAAACGCUGCGAGAUAUGUCCGUCUCCCUCCUGUCUCCUCGAACCCCCCCCCCUCCCCCCCUCAGAGGACCAUCUUUCCCAGGCGUUCCGCUGCCUUUUCGACGCGUCUCCGCUGUUGUCGCUUCGUUUACUGUACCGCGGAGCCUGAAUGGCGCUUAAAUGACCCACUUCCAGGAGUGUUUCCCCUCAGUGUAUAUCGUCCGGUGGAAAUGGAGAGCUCCUGCUGGUGCUGAAUUUGCCGCGCUCUCGGGGUCUCUGCAGAGGUGAGCUAUUACCGUCUGAUUACUUUUCAACCUCCGGCUCCACCGCCUCGCAGACUCCGGGAGCACCGGGGGCAGGGGAACGGGAGGAUCUGUUAUUAGCCCCGCCGCCUGUCACCUCUCAGUAGCCGGCCGCUGCCGACGCGCCUGAUUGCUAAUUCCGUAUUGAGCGACAGUAAUUUGUUAACAGCGACCUAAUUGUGAAGGAGUGGCGGGCGGGUUAGCUAAAAAGCAAUACACCUGGCGAUAGUUCCAUUUUCUCCCUUUCCCCCCCUCUCUCAGCCGGGGCACUUUUGCAAUCACGGGGCGGAGAGGUUGCCUUCAAAGCGCUCCUUCUCGAGAACAUAAUGGCCCGCCGAUGGAGCCUCUGAAAUCACCCGUCUCCGUGUUUCCGGGAGUGGCUUCCAGCUCCCGGGCCCUGGCUGCGCGGCGGUGGGCCUGGUGAGGAGCCGUGCCGGGGCCCUUUGGAGUCCGCUGCGGUGCGUUUCCCUACUUUGUUCGGCGAUGAAAACACGCCCGCGCCGUAGCCUGGCAAACGGGCCCUGAGAAAUGAGCGGCGCGCGAGAUUUAUCAGACGGCGCGCUGCGGAGAUCGGACAGGAGAAGGGCGUUUGGACACGGCCGACAGUGUUGUUCACAGUUGAGGCAGGGGGAGAGCAGAUGCUGUUUUUAUGACGGUGCUUCGCCGCGCUUUAUUACUCUCCGCGUUUGGCCAAAUAGGAAAGUUGGCGGCCGUAGAUUGUUUUUGGUCUUCGCGCUCUGUGCUAAAAGGCAUGCUGUUAAAGUAAACCUAUCUGUCUCUUGGAGAGCUCGGCUUGUGGGAGUAGGAAGGAAAACUGCAAUGAAAUCCAGCCUAAUCCCACAAGGCUGCAUCUACCACGCAGCAAAGUGCAUUAAGUGCUCCGGUGAUGAAAUCAGGGUCUUCAACCUUGCAUCACAGAAAUGUACUUUGUUUUUACUGAGAACAUCGCUAGUUUGAGUGCCAGGGUUGUGUAGACAAAGCUACCGUUAAUAGUUCUCCAUUACUGACCGUUUCUGACCACUUCAUCCCAAAGGAAAUUGGGAUGGGAAAGGGAUUGGGAAAUCUUGCCUUCCAGUGUAUACUGUUCCAUGGUAAAUUAUAUUUCAUACUGUAUGUGUGCCUGUUGAAUUUGGCAAUGCUCAAUGGUAAGAAAGGGGAAUGACUUUGAGAACAAUAAAAAGAAUAUUGUGUUUUUGUGGCUUACAGCUGUACCUGCAGCACUUUGUUUUCAUAAAAUACCAAUUCAGUGGUUGGAAGCUUGAUGUAUAUUGAAUGUUUGCAUUUGUAUUGUUUUUUGUCUUUUGAGGGGGCUUUGAGAAAGAAACACUUUUUAUGUGGUUUCCAGUGAUAAUAUUCUGGUUUUAUUUUCAUCUACGCAUUUCACUACAAAGAAUAAAUAAAAAGAAAGGAACUCUCUUAUGGUUACAUUUUAAGGAAAUUGGAUUCCCCUUCAAAUGCA
This is a messenger RNA of Conger conger (European conger), 4287 nucleotides long. RefSeq names its product F-box and leucine-rich repeat protein 18 (gene fbxl18). Gene Ontology annotation, biological process: SCF-dependent proteasomal ubiquitin-dependent protein catabolic process. The record is from RefSeq and is a predicted model, not a curated record. The coding region runs from base 129 to 2267 and encodes 712 amino acids. Lineage: Eukaryota; Metazoa; Chordata; Actinopteri; Anguilliformes; Congridae. Gene Ontology annotation, molecular function: protein binding. The transcript has 5 exons. Gene Ontology annotation, cellular component: SCF ubiquitin ligase complex.